Molecule: messenger RNA, 1034 nt
Organism: Merops nubicus (carmine bee-eater)
Lineage: Eukaryota; Metazoa; Chordata; Aves; Coraciiformes; Meropidae
Gene: DHDDS
Product: dehydrodolichyl diphosphate synthase
Exons: 7
Biological process (GO): polyprenol biosynthetic process
Cellular component (GO): dehydrodolichyl diphosphate synthase complex; endoplasmic reticulum
Molecular function (GO): ditrans,polycis-polyprenyl diphosphate synthase [(2E,6E)-farnesyl diphosphate specific] activity
Source: RefSeq, a predicted model, not a curated record
GCAGGUCCCAUGCCCAAGCACGUGGCCUUCAUCAUGGAUGGCAAUCGCCGUUACGCCCAGAAGUGCCACGUGGAGAGGCAGGAGGGGCACUCACAAGGCUUUGAUAAGCUGGCACAGACGCUGCGGUGGUGUUUAAAUCUGGGCAUCCAGGAGGUCACUGUGUAUGCCUUCAGCAUCGAGAACUUCAAACGCUCCCAGGAGGAGGUGGAUGGACUGAUGGAUCUGGCAAGGCAGAAGUUCAGCCGCCUGCUGGAAGAACAGGAGAACCUGAAGAAGCAUGGUGUGUGUAUCCGUGUCCUCGGGGACCUGCCACUUCUGCCCCUGGAUAUCCAGGAGCUGAUUGCCCAAGCUGUGCUGGCAACCAGGAACUACAACAAAUGCUUUCUGAAUGUCUGUUUUGCUUACACCUCGAGACAUGAAAUCAGCAAUGCUGUCAGGGAGAUGGCGUGGGGGGUGGAACAAGGACUGCUGGAACCCAGUGAUGUGUCUGAGUCGUUGCUUGAUAAGUGUCUGUACACCAACAACUCCCCUGACCCAGAACUCCUGAUUCGAACCUCGGGAGAGGUCCGGCUGAGUGACUUCUUGCUCUGGCAGACAUCCCAUUCUUGCCUGGUGUUUCAGUCAGUCCUGUGGCCAGAAUAUUCCUUUUGGAACCUGUGUGAGGCCAUCCUUCGGUUCCAGAUGAACUACAGUGCUCUGCAGAAGGCGAGAGACUCCUACAUGGAGGAGAGGAGGCGAGAACAGAUGGAAAGGGAUCAGGCUUACGUGACCAAGAAGCUGCAGCAGGAGGGGGUCGUGUCCCACGGAGACUCCCGGCGGCGCCGGACGCUGUUGCAGAAAUGCAGUGCCAUGAGGGAGGAGAGGAUCCGGGGCUUCCUGCAGGCACUGGAGCACAAGAGAGCUGACUUCUUUGAGAGAUUGUGCACGGUGUCUGCGUGACACAGGCGCCGGGUUGUGCUCGGGAAGAUCAUUCCUAACCACCUUAGAGGGAGCAGCUGCCGCCCGGAGGAAUUCCCUCAGUGUGGUUCUGCAGU